GAGGGAGGAAGAUGAGAGGGUUUCGUCUGCAGACUUGGACUUACGCUGUUGAAAAAUAAUGGUCCAGUAGUCUAGCUAGUGGGUAGUGUUGCCAUUGUGUGUUUAUUUUGGUUGUGAGCAGUACCAAGGUGUCUCGCUAUAACCAAUACUCCGGAGGAGCAGCAGCAGCCGCCACAGCAGUCAUUCCCACCAGCCCCCCACCCCCCCAACAGACACAGGCAGCAAGAGCAGGAUGGAGGCCCCAUUUAGUCCUGCCUUCUCAGCUGUGGCUGCCGGAGCUAAAGCAGAGGGUUCCAGCAGCUACAAGCAGCACCGCAGAACCCCCUCCUCCUCCAGCACCCUCACCUAUUCCCCCCGUGAUGAUGACGAUGGAAUGCCUCCCAUUGGGACCCCUCGGAGGUCAGAUUCGGCUAUCUCUGUACGCUCUCUCCAUUCGGAGUCCAACAUGUCUCUACGCUCCACGUUCUCUUUGCAUGAAGAGGAGGAAGACACGGAGCCCCAGGUGUUUGCCGAGCAGCCGUCAGUAAAACUUUGCUGCCAGCUAUGCUGUAACGUUUUCAAGGACCCCGUCAUCACCACGUGUGGGCACACAUUCUGCAGACGAUGUGCCUUGACUUCAGACAAGUGCCCAGUGGACACAGCUAAGCUAACAGUGGUGGUGAACAACAUAGCAGUAGCCGAGCAAAUCGGGGAGUUGUUCAUCCACUGUAAAUAUGGCUGCCGUGCCACGGCUAGCAGUGCUGGCGGCGGUGGGGCCUCGGCCACCACAGUGGCUGGUAAACCUGGAGCGUACGAGGUGGACCCGCUGGGUUGUCCCUUUACCAUCAAACUCUCCACACGCAAAGAACAUGAGGCGAGUUGUGACUACAGGCCAGUGCGUUGCCCAAACAACCCGUCAUGCCCCCCACUGCUCACCAUGAACCUGGAGGCCCACCUCAAAGAGUGUGAGCACAUCAAAUGCCCCCACUCCAAAUACGGCUGUACAUUCAUUGGUAACCAGGACACAUAUGAGACCCACCUGGAGGUGUGCAAGUUUGAGGGCCUGAAGGAAUUUCUUCAGCAGACAGAUGACAGGUUCCAUGAAAUGCAGCUGACCCUGGCCCAGAAAGACCAGGACAUUGCCUUCCUGCGCUCCAUGUUGGGAAAACUGUCUGAGAAACUAGACCAGCUGGAGAAAAACCUGGAGCUCAAGUUUGACGUGUUGGAUGAGAAUCAGAGUAAGCUGAGUGAAGACCUAAUGGAGUUCCGGAGAGAUGCGUCCAUGCUCAAUGAUGAGUUAUCCCACAUUAAUGCCAGGCUCAACAUGGGCAUCCUGGGCUCAUACGACCCCCAGCAGAUCUUUAAAUGUAAGGGGACAUUUGUUGGACAUCAGGGUCCAGUCUGGUGUCUGUGUGUCUACUCCACCGGCGAUCUGCUGUUCUCUGGAUCCUCUGACAAGACCAUUAAGGUUUGGGACACCUGCACCACUUACAAGUGUCAGAAAACCCUAGAGGGACACGACGGUAUUGUACUGGCACUGUGUAUCCAAGGGAACCGGCUGUACAGUGGCUCUGCUGACUGCACCAUCAUAGUGUGGGACAUCCAGACCCUGCAGAAGGUGAAUACUAUCCGUGCCCAUGACAACCCUGUGUGUACACUGGUCUCCUCCCACAACAUGCUCUUCAGUGGCUCCCUCAAAGCCAUCAAGGUGUGGGACAUCGUGGGCACUGAGCUGAAACUGAAGAAGGAGUUGACUGGUCUAAAUCACUGGGUCAGAGCGCUGGUGGCUUCCCAGAACCAUCUCUACAGUGGCUCUUAUCAGACUAUCAAGAUUUGGGACAUCCGGUCUCUAGAGUGUGUCCAUGUCCUGCAGACCAGUGGGGGGAGCGUCUACUCCAUCGCAGUCACCAACCACCACAUUGUUUGUGGCACCUAUGAGAACCUCAUUCAUGUGUGGGACAUAGAGUCCAAAGAGCAGGUGCGGACUCUGACAGGUCACGUGGGAACAGUGUAUGCCCUGGCUGUCAUCUCCACCCCAGACCAGACCAAAGUCUUUAGUGCCUCCUAUGACCGCUCACUCAGGGUGUGGAGCAUGGACAACAUGAUCUGUACCCAGACCCUGCUGAGACACCAGGGCAGUGUAACAGCUCUAGCCGUAUCCAGGGGGCGUCUCUUCUCCGGGGCCGUUGACAGCACUGUCAAGGUCUGGACAUGUUAGAAGAUGAGUUAGUAGAGACAGCUCUCUGAGGACAGUCCACCACCAGCUGACCCUCAAACAUACUCAACUUUUUUGUGUCAAAUGGACUCUAUAAUCUUUGAUAAAAAUGAACUCCGGUCUUGUCACGCAGUUUCCCUGCUAUGCCCGUUUAUCUGAUUGUGAUUCCGCACCACUCCAGGACCAAGCCUCAUCAGAGCUGUUUUACAAGUUUUACUUUUAAAACUUUAUGACCUUUGACACCGUGACUUUGUCAGGUUCACAAGGUCAUCUUGGGUUCACGCUCCCUGUGACCUUGGCACACGUGCAUUAUGGGACAAAGCAGGAGGAGGAGCUGCCUUAAGCUUGCACUGGUUGACUGGCUGCGUCAAACCAAGCUUUUCUUUAAGGGGACACGGCUGUCUCUCAGUCACGGCAGAAUAACGGUGUUUGGGACUGGCCGUUCUGUGUGGCACUAGAGCGUCCCGCCUACUUUUUUUGGACAUAGCUGCCACUGAGAUACUGUACUGUUAAAGAUAAUUCUAUGGGCCAGUUUCAUCGACAUGAAUUGAUGCUGGGCUUGCAAAAUAGUGAAUGCUUCUCUGCGGGAACGAUCCCGCUGUUCGUUUUCUGCUUCUUAGAGCAAAGCAGCAAAAAUGCACAACCGCAAAGAAAAUGGGCAGGGUUAAGUUGUAUGUGCUUCAUGCAAGUAAAAUCUAAAGACAGGGUUAGUUUAUGCAAACAAACGAGAGGGGUUUCACAAGCGCCACCAAAAUCAAUAUCACUCCACAGGCACGGUUCAGCUAGCAUGAGAUCGAUGCAAUGUCUGCUACCCUUGAGUGACAAUUCAAAGAUUAACAUUUACAUGAAGGUUUACAUUAGUUACUGUUAUCUGCAAAGUGGAGGUAUUUGAGUGAUUUUGGGUUGGCCUACUUAAUAAGAAGGUCAGUGCAGGGUCAGGCAAAGCAACCCUGAAAUGGAAGGAGCGCAUUGUGCUGCUGUACGAGGACUUCAUCAAGGCCGAUGCUUGCCAACAUGAGGGGCUUGGUCUUUACUCUGAACACGCUGCCCUGUUGCCCCUAUAAGAGGCCAAAAUGGGACACACCACUGUCAGUGUCUUAAUCGUCCUGAUGUGGUUAACCCCUACCCACCAUCUUCAACUACUACAGGCAUUUUCAAACCUUUGGCUUUUUUGUGUCGCAAAUCGAGCUAAUUUCUUUUAUUGUGCCACCAGAAUUUGUGACUGAACGCCCCGCGCAAGGAAACUAUUCUCUCAUUGGUCAGAGUUUUUGUGCACGCUAAAUGGAAGUAGACUGUUCGAAAUAGUUGGCAGCAAUUUUCCCAUUUGGACUGAAGGUGUAAAAGAAGCAUCAGCUCCGUUUUAUCAGCUGUGUUUGGAUCAUCACUUUUUCUGGGAUCCUUUGGGUUACGUACCAGAGUUUCAUGUAUGAGCGAUUUCAACAUGAAUGGAGACAGCAUCUCAGAAACGCUGUGCGGCAGCAUUUCAUUAGAUGGAGACAUGUUAUCCCCAGACUCCUCUGCAGGAGAAGGUACACUCCAGUGAAUGCCUGCAGUGGCACACCAUACCAGUUCCCAGCGAGCAGAUCCCAUAUUGUAUAGUGAUAUCAUGAAUCGAGUCAGAUUUGCAUUCUCAGUGUGAAGGACCUGUUUCCCAGUUUGUUUGGAAGUACGCCGGUCCGAGACCACCUUCUUUGUGUUCCUGGUCCAGUUGCACUUGAGGCUACACCCGAGUUCAGUUGCUGUGUUCACGGAUGCUCAAACAAACCAAACUAGGGGAAGCAACGCUGCAUGGAUCAAAAUCUAUCUCUGAACAAACUUGGUGUUAAAAGGCCCCGAACAUGUCUGGCGGAGAUACAGGGCCGCACCAACACGAGUCACACCUGUUCUCAGACUGAAUCAUGGACUUAGGACAAAUCGCCCGGCUCAUCUCAGUGAAACUGGCCUUUUAAGUGAACACUUUAAACAAGAUGAUAGAUUUAAAGAUUUACUGAGUUUUAUAUUAGUGCCAUUAUAGAGCUGUAUUCAGAACCACUCGAGGGUUGUGUAGUUGUUUAAAUUAAUUGAUAGUGCCGAAUCAGACCAUGUGCCCACGAGAACGACCCACAUUGGCCUACACAACAGAGAAGGACGGGGAGAGAAAUGAAAGCUGUGUGUGUGUGUGUGUACGUGCGUGUGUGUUUCUGCAAAUGUUUAAAUAAUGUGUGGAUGCGAAUGUAAAAAGAACAAAAUUAUGUUGAUGUAGAAGAUUUCCUCCCUUUCCUUCUCUCUGUUCUCUCUUCCCCCUCUUUCUGUCUCUGACUCUGAUUUAUUAUGAACAUGAACUAGUUGAUUUGAGGUUACAAAUUGAUGAGUACCAUUAUUCUCAUGGUUGUAAUAUAAGCUGUCUUUUACUUGUAAUACUGUCUUGAACCGAGCUGGCUUUCAUGUAGGCGGCUUUGGACAAUGUGUAAUGUGUUAUGGACCGCCACCAAACAGAAGGAAAUCACAGGUGUAUCCACGCAUGUUACACCCCCGCAAUAGGUUUUUAUCAGACCAGAUCGCUGAGCUGAUAAAUUCAGUCGAGAUUACUGUUUUUAAAGUUUAUGGGUUGAUGAAAUGGGUUACAUCCGCAACUGAUUUGGACAAACGCCAUUCAUUUUGGACCUGAAACUUGUUUUCCACAUUUUUAAAACCGGCUGUCCCUCACGUCUAUCCAGCUUUGAUGACUAGCUCGCCUCAGUAAGACAGGGACAGGAAGCGGAGGGGGAAGUGUGAAAAGUGUCUUCAUGGAUCAUGGUUUCAUCGAUUUCUUGUACACUCCUAAUCAUGUAAGCCUGAUUUGAUCACUGAUCAAUAAAACUGUUGCACACUUUGAGAGCUGUUACCUAUUCCUCAUAUAACUUUGGUCAGUGACUGAUGUGUGGUUACAGAGGCUCAUCUUUAUUUGAUGCAACCAUUUCACUUCCCUGAGGAGUCAUUCUUAACCUCGCACCCCCCCCCCCCAGCAUCCAAGCUAGCGUUGUGUUAGCACUCACCCUAAACAAAUGGCAUAGUUUCCACAUCUCUACAUUAGUAACCACCAAAUGAUAGUAUCGGUAUUAGUUAAUGCUUAAUAGGUUGGAUUUGCUGAUAUCUCAGCCAAUAUAAGGUUAGCAGUCUUCUGGUUGGCAUGUUUGCAGAUGUGUAUUCAAGUGUUUUCUGGCGGUUGGCAAGCCAGUUUAGAGGUUAGAUGUGGAUUCUGCGCGGCGCAGUGGUUAGCGCGGUCGCCUCGCAGCAAGAAGGUCCUGGGUUCGAGCCCCGGGGU
Molecule: messenger RNA, 5477 nt
Organism: Lampris incognitus (smalleye Pacific opah)
Lineage: Eukaryota; Metazoa; Chordata; Actinopteri; Lampriformes; Lampridae
Gene: traf7
Product: TNF receptor-associated factor 7
Exons: 22
Coding region: 233-2197 (654 amino acids)
Biological process (GO): Notch signaling pathway; ribosomal large subunit assembly
Cellular component (GO): nucleolus
Molecular function (GO): protein binding; zinc ion binding
Source: RefSeq, a predicted model, not a curated record